This is a messenger RNA of Fundulus heteroclitus (mummichog), 989 nucleotides long. RefSeq lists its product as uncharacterized. The record is from RefSeq and is a predicted model, not a curated record. Lineage: Eukaryota; Metazoa; Chordata; Actinopteri; Cyprinodontiformes; Fundulidae. The transcript is spliced from 3 exons. Bases 174 to 989 code for a protein of 271 amino acids.
UGGUGGUGGAUUCAGGGGAGAAAUCUGUCCUGCUGCCCUGCAGAACCAGACCACCACUGCCUAGAGAUGCUAAAGUGGAGUGGAAGGACGGAUCCAACAGGACGGUCCAUGUGUAUAAGAAAGGUUCUGAUCAGCCUGAAGGACAGGCUCAGUUCUACAGAGACAGAACCAAGAUGAAUAAAAACCCACUGAGAACUGGAGACCUCAGUCUGACCCUGGAACACCCCACAGAUGAAGACACUAACGUCUACGCCUGCAUCAUCUCCAGCAGAGGGAGAGAAAUCCUGAAGAAGAAAGAAGUUAAUCUCCAGGUCAAAGUCCCAAAAGUGGUGGUGACUUCAGGGGAGAAGUCUUUCCAGCUGUCCUGCAAAACCAAAGUUCACCUGACUGAAGGUGCUAAAGUGGAGUGGUUGGACGGCAGAGACUGGAAGGUCUAUGUGUAUCGGCCUGGUUCUGAUCAGCCUGAAGGACAGUACUGGUUCUACAGAGCCAGAACCAAGAUGAAUAAAGACCCACUGAAGACUGGAGACCUCAGUCUGACCCUGGACCACCUCACAGAUAAAGACACUGACAUCUACACCUGCACCAUCUACGACAAGGAGAGGAAAAAUAUCCUGAUGAAGCAACAAGUUAAAGUCAAGGUCAAAGUCCCACAGGUGGUGGCAGUGAAUUCAGAGGAGGAGUCUUUCAUGCUGCCCUGCAGACCCACAGAUGACCUGCUUGAAGGUGUUAGAGUGGAGUGGACAGAAAGCAGAGAUAAGAAGGUCCAUGUGUUUGAGAAUGGUUCAGAUCAGACUGAUGUACAGAACGUGUACUACAGCAACAGAACCGAGAUGAAGGAAGACCCACUGAGAACUAAAGACCUCAGUCUGACUCUGAAAUACCUCACAGAUGGAGACAGUAACAUGUACACCUGCACCGUCUACGACAAAGAGGAAAAGAUCCUGAUGAAAAAACAAGUUCAGCUCAAGGUCAAAGGUCAGUGGUAA